AUGCCUCCAAAUCGCCCAAACUUCCAGCAAUAUAGGCAGCCAUAUCCUUCUAAACAACAACAGGGCCAAACUUCUAAUUCAGGUAUACCUUUAGAAGAUAUUGUUAAGUCUUUUGCCACUAACACUUUGCAAUUUCAACAUGAGAUAAGGGCAAGUAUUAAAAGUUUGGAGAAUCAGAUGGGUCAAAUGGGCAGCCCCACAUCAUUGGAGCAGGAAAACAAGAAACAUGCCACUGAAGAAAACAUUGUUCCCAAUGAUGAUGGAGCACUUAAAACUUUAGCAGAAUCUAGGAAAGAUGAACCAAAUGUUGAACUUUAUGAAACUUUCCGUAAAUGUGAGGUAAACAUUCCAUUGUUAGAUGCUAUUAAACAAGUACCUCGUUAUACUAAGUUCUUGAAGGACUUGUGUACCAUUAAAAGAAAACAGAAACUUAAAAGGUGUGAAAAGAUAAAUAUAGGUGAAAAUGUCUCUGUAAUCAUUCAACAAAUACUCCCUACAAAGUGCAAAGAUCCAGGCAUGUUUACCAUCCCUUGCAUGAUAGGUAACACUAGGUUUGAAAAGGCCAUGUUAGACUCAGGAGCUUCUAUUAAUGUCAUGCCAUACUCUAUCUAUGCUUUUUUAAAACUUGGUCCUUUGAAUGAAACUAGUGUGGUAAUUCAAUUAGCUGAUAAAUCUAAUGCCUAUUCUAAGGGUAUAGUUGAGGAUGUUCUCAUGAAAAGUAAUGAUUUGUGGCAUGGCAUGCUUACUAUGGAAUUUGACGAUAAACUCAGUGAAUUUAAUAUUUAUGAUGCCAUGAAACAUCCUGACGAAACUAACCCCGUUUAUUCUAUUAAAGUGAUUAAUCAUUUAGAACAGAAAGUUUUAGAACCUGAUGAAAAAAAUGCAAUGAAAGUUGCCAUUGAUAAGCAUAUUGAGGAGGUGGAUCAAGAGAUACCCUCGAAUACUACCUUGCAGGAAACCAUUGUAGCAUUGAAUGCUUCUCCAAAGUCAUCAAAGUUAGGUAAAAAUUCGCAUAAUGUUUUGUCAGUUUCUAAUAAGAGACCUUUCUACAUAGGUUUCCAAAUGGAGGCGGUGAGAACAUGGGGCCUUGGAAACCCAAUUGAUGCCGGUUGA
Molecule: messenger RNA, 1113 nt
Organism: Olea europaea var. sylvestris
Lineage: Eukaryota; Viridiplantae; Streptophyta; Magnoliopsida; Lamiales; Oleaceae
Exons: 4
Coding region: 1-1113 (370 amino acids)
Source: RefSeq, a predicted model, not a curated record